AUGGCCGCGUCCAAUGGCAACGGCAACGGCGUCGCGGGCGGCAGUAGCCAAACCAGCAGCAACAACAACAACAACAAUAGGCCGCCCCUCUACAAAGCCCCUUCAGGAGUAACAGCAUCCUUGGUACCAGACGGAAAGCUCAUCGAUCACGACACAGCAGAGGUGACAGCGCUACCAGAUUCGCUCAAUCCAAAGGGAAAAUCCCUGUCCUCGUCAGACAAUGAGAUCAUCAGCAGACCAGCAUCAGCAGCAGGGAUGAAGGGCGUCAAGGUAGACUCUCCCACGCCAGAAGCUAUCGCAGGACGGUCCCUUUACAGCCAUCCACCACUAGACGACAGUGACCUUGUCAAUACGCGCAAGCUCUUUGCACAUCGAGCAGGUGCGCCCCCAUAUGGCGACUUCACCCUGUACCGCCGGGUGCGCGCUCUCAUCACCCAAACCAUCGCAUUCACCCUCUCAUCAACUUUCCUCGUCUUCGUGGUCAUAUGGGCACUUUCAGUCCGAUUCUUGGCCCAGCUCCCACGGCUCCUCUCUCCGGGAUCCAAUGUUACAGCAGAAGUAGCCAAAGAGUGGGAUGAUGUCAAGAGGUGGAAAAAGGAGGACCUCAUCAAGGAUGUGAGAUACUAUGCGCAGUCGUGCGGGUUUGAGAUCAGGAACGAGACGGUGGAGACGGAAGAUGGAUACUACUUGAGGGUGAACAGGGUGAUUGACCCGAAGAGGAAAGAUGAGAAGCACAGUGAUGGUAAGGGCGGCUUCCCCGUCCUCAUCAUGCAUGGCCUCUUCCAAUCCUCAGGCUCCUUCGUCACAUCAGAAGAGCGCAGCCUGGCCUUCUGGCUUGCCCGUCAUGGAGGGUACCAAGUCUUUCUCGGCAACAACCGCGGCGUAUUCGACAUGGGCCAUAAGGUUUACUCUCGCUCCGACCCCCGCUUCUGGGACUACAACAUCCGCGAAUUGGCAUGCUACGACCUGCCCGCUUUGGUCGACCAUGUGAGGAAACAGACGGGUUACGACAAGAUUGGGUUCAUCGGCCACUCCCAGGGAAAUGGGACGGCCUUCAUCUCCCUCUCGAAGGGCAUGGUCCCCGAGCUGGGCGACAAGCUCACCUACUUUGGCGCUCUAGCUCCAGCCGUCUUUGCUGGACCUUUGACGUCUUGCUUCCCCUUCACCACCUUGGGAACAAUGGAGUGGAAUACGUGGAAGCGCUUCUUUGGCGUCCUCGACUUUAUCCCGCUCAUGAAGAUUAGCUACGACUACACACCCGCUUACCCGUAUGCGCUGCUUGGUUACCAAAUGUUCGCCUUCCUCUUCGCAUGGACGGACGCCAAUUGGCUGCUAAGGCGAAAGGCAAAGAUGUUCCGCUUCACACCUCAGCCUGUCUCUUCUGCGAGCAUCUACUGGUGGGCAGGCAAGGACGGCUUCGCCUCUCGCGGGUGCAUCCUCGACCCAAACGCAGCACAAUGGUGGGACUCGCGCUUCCCUCCCCUCUCCAUCUACAGUGGCGGAAUGGACUUCCUGGUCCUGACGGAUCCGCUCAUCGACCGCCUCGAGCGUGUAGAAACAGAUGUGCGCGUGCUGCGCUUCAAGCGACAGGAGGAGGCAGAACAUUGCGACCAUUUCUGGGCGGCGGAUGCGGUGGAGUGGUGCUUUCACGAUAUCUUGCACGACAUUGAGAGCACACGACUCCUCUACCCUGAGGAGGUGGCAGCAGGAGGCCAGAGGAGGAUGGCGACUGCAGGGGAGUGGGAGGAGGCAAAGAGGAACGGCGGGGCGCAGAAGAAGGCGCCUAGAGCAAACAUCAUGGACGAGCAAUGAGCUCGCCUUGGGCGCCGACGUUCAGCGUUCCGUCUAGCUCUUGAUGAUUCGGACAUUCACGGCCACGCCCAUUUGCCAAGAACCACCUUUGUACACUAGUAAAUCUCUACCUCUCAUUGCAAACGGCGGGCGAGCGG
Jaminaea rosea is the source of this 1949-nucleotide messenger RNA. Its product is annotated as alpha/beta-hydrolase. The coding region runs from base 1 to 1812 and encodes 603 amino acids. The transcript has 4 exons. Lineage: Eukaryota; Fungi; Basidiomycota; Exobasidiomycetes; Microstromatales. Gene Ontology annotation, biological process: lipid metabolic process. The record is from RefSeq and is a predicted model, not a curated record.